UCUCUCUCUGAUUCCCGUCCGAAAAACAACUCCAAGUAUUAUUUAGCUCCGGUAAAAUAAUAAAAUGAUUUUCUUACAGUUCUGGUGGGCCCUGUUGGUGUUCAAUAGUCUUGGCUCCAACUCAUGGCCCAUGAACGGGGACCAACCGAUUGGUGGUGACCAGCAGUUGGAAAGCUUCAGCCGCGCUGUGGAUGAAGCAGGUCCCGAGUUGCAGGACCUGUGGUCCUCCUUCGGCGAUCUGCCGGAAUUGGACAGCGAGAUCGAACAUCGAAGGGAACGACGCAACGCAGAUGACAGAAUGCUGACCGACUUUGGCCAAUUGCCGGUGGAAGGAUCGAAGGCGGUGAGUGAUAAGGAUAAGGAUCGUAAUUGGCAGGCAGAGGCAGACGCUUGGUAUGAAAAUCUUCAGCUGCAAAUGGCCAAGAGAAAUGCAGCCAAGAAGCGUAUGAUUCGUAAGCAGGAGCGAUCUCUGACGGAUACGGUGACCGAAGAAGAUAUGCGGAUUUUGGGAGCGCAGGCCGAUGCCUGGUAUCGUGAUUUAAUGGCCAACAGAGGCAAAGGCGGAUUCGCCCAGCAGCGAAGGGAGCGAUCCUCGAGACUGGACGAGACCCAAACCAUCGACAUACAUGACCUGGCCUUAAAGCGUUCCGUGACGGGCAAAUCAAAGCCUAAGAAGGCUUUCGACGAAGACUUCGUCCAGAAGCAGAUGGAGAACCAGAGUCCCUACCAAGCCAAGAUGCAAUUCGCUUCUUCCCGAGACAACGUAAAGCUAAAGCAAUCGCCGCAGCUCAUUGGUCAACAGGCUAACCUCCAGGCCCAAAACCGUAUGAAGGUCAACGUGGCGGCCAAGAAGAUCAACGAACAGCUUGAGAAGCUCCACGAGUCUAGAAAUGCCCCCGAUAGCAUAUACGAGAGCAAUCGCAACUAUCAGGCUUAUCCCCAGGCCAAAUCGAACGAGCUAGACCAUGAGGCCAACUACAAGCUAUCCAAAAUAGAACAGGAGGCUUCGGAGAAGAUGCCGAAACUACCGAAAGCCAUAGGUCAGGACAUGAGUCACUUCAAGCAGAAGAAACGCCAUUCUACAGGAGUCUGUGAUCCAAUGGAAGAAAUUAAGUUGAAGACCAGCUCGCGCCUGAUAGCCAAGGGAUUCGGUCCUUUGUUGCCCAGUGAAACUUUUGAGCUUUCUCGCAGGGGAAAACUCGAUGAAUGGCAGAAUCGGAUGCUUGAUGCCACUCACGAUAAAAACCUUCAAUAUCAGCGCUUGAAAAAUCUGGAGCAUCAAAUGGACCCUUUCGAUUAUACCCAGUCCAAGUCCAGCUCCGCCAUGGAUGCAGACUUGCCUCAAACAUUUGAGUAUAAGGAUCCUGAAAGUUAUCGCCUGUAUUCCCUUGACCAGCAGAGAAAACCAAAUGUCUUGAACACCGACAGGACCAAGCGCAAGCCGAUGAAUGUGAACAUUGAAAACGAGGCAAACCUAAGGACCUCCUCGCUUGGCCAAGGAUUAUCGUAUAAGCAAGCUGACAAAGAGCCUGUAGCCCUGGAGGGACAGAUGAAAAUCAAUCGCGUAAGAUCCCCCUCGAAGCAGAGGAGAAUCAGAGAGCUCCACAGCACUGGAUGGAUAUCAAGAAGGCGACUAUACAGAGAUCACGAGUCCAAGGAGAUGGUACAAAAGUUCCAGCAGGAGUACCAUAGAGACAGCAGCAACUUGUAUGGCAAACCGGUGACUUAUGCUGAACUUCAACCAUCCGCAAUCAUAGGGAGAGGCGAAGAGAAAUUGAAUGCUGAUUCCAAGGCGGUGGCACCGACUAUAAACCUCAAUUCCGAAGCUACCAGCAUGCUGCACGAUAAUCAGGAGACCAUGGCACACCGAGUUCCACGACGUACUAGAAGGGUUAAGAGAUCAUUGGAGGGGCAACAUGUGGCGGCUAGACGCAGGGCUCAACUACUGAACGAUUUUGAAGAUCAUAAUGCCAAUCGAGUGAGCUUCGGGGUCUUGGGUAAUGGAUUGCUGACACCUGAUGCCGAUGAGCUGGAAGGAAGUUUGCUCACCAUCCCAGAAAUUGAAGUACUGGCAUUUGAUGAACUACAAAGCAAUCACCAGGAUCCCAUUAAUAAUCUGGUGUCCGUGUGGAAUCAGGGACCAAAUACUAUAUAUCAUCAUCAUGAACCUCUGCAGAGUUCUUCACACAAAUCCAAUUUCAAGGCCGACACUAAUUUCAGUCAAAUGAGUGACAUGCAAAAGUAUUUACAAAUGCAGCAAGAUGUUCUGCAGGUCCUCUUUGAGAUCUUCCGCAUGAAUGAGGACCUCCUUGACCCCACUAAAUUCAAGCCAAAGACACAAGUUGCUAAGAUGUUAUUACGCCAGUACCAGGAUCUGCCGCUGGUAGAUCAAGUGGUGGCCACCGAUCUGCUUAUCCAGGAUCUUGAUGGACUAUUUAAGACAGCUGACCAUGCAGUGCAUCAACACCGUGACGCCUAUCUUUACAAGGUGCUGGAUGAUGUCCUUGAAGAGUACAAAAUUAGCAAGCCAUCAUCGGACAUGAUCACUUACCUUAAGGUGGCAGAGGUCUUAAAGGAUGAGAAUGGUCAGAAAUCCUGGGACCCAUUGGCAUUUUAAUAAAUUCAAUUGUUUAAUGUGGGUAAUUUCAAGAUACCUACUUUAUAUUUUGUAAAAAAAAUUAAAAUUGCUAUUUGCAUA
Drosophila serrata is the source of this 2698-nucleotide messenger RNA. RefSeq lists its product as uncharacterized. The record is from RefSeq and is a predicted model, not a curated record. Lineage: Eukaryota; Metazoa; Arthropoda; Insecta; Diptera; Drosophilidae.